Molecule: messenger RNA, 3746 nt
Organism: Equus quagga
Lineage: Eukaryota; Metazoa; Chordata; Mammalia; Perissodactyla; Equidae
Gene: SYCE1L
Product: synaptonemal complex central element protein 1 like
Exons: 10
Coding region: 1-1203 (400 amino acids)
Biological process (GO): synaptonemal complex assembly
Cellular component (GO): synaptonemal complex
Source: RefSeq, a predicted model, not a curated record
AUGUUACAAGGCGCACCCGUGCAAGCCUCGCGUUGGAAAAUGGCGGGCAAGGUGGAGCCUUUGAAAGUGGAGCCACUGGAAGUCGCGGAGGAGUCUGAGGAGGCUGAAGGGCAGACCAGGUCUUCGAAGAAGACUGAAGACUUGCUGGCAAUGGUGAAAAAGCUGCAGAAAGAGGGAAGUCUGGAGCCACAGAUUGAAGACCUGAUUCACCGGAUUAAUGAGCUUCAGCAAGCAAAGAAGAAGUCCAGUGAGGAACUGGGGGAAGCCCAAGCUCUCUGGGAGGCCCUGCACAGGGAAUUGGACUCCUUGAAUGGAGAGAAAGUGCACCUGGAGGAGGUCUUGAGCAAAAAGCAAGAGGCACUGAGGAUCCUCCAGCUGCACUGCCAAAGCAAGGAAAGUGAAGCUCAGAGGAAGCACACGUUGCAGGAUUGCACGGAUCAAAUUUCUAUCCAUAGCUCUCAUAUGGCAGAAAGUCAGAAACAGAGGAAGCCGGGGUUGCAUGUGGAAGAACAGCUGGAAGAUCUGAUGGGUCAGCACAAGGACCUCUGGGAGUUCCACAUGCUGGAGCAGCGCCUGACCUGGGAGAUCCGUGCCUUGCGGAGCAGCAAGGAGCAGCUGCUCACUGAAGGUGAGACUCCAGCGUUGGGCCGGGAGCGAGGGGGCGGGGCCUGGCCUGCCGGAGUUCCUGGCCCCGCCCAUGACGCCCGGCCUCCCGCAGAGAGACUGGCGCGGGCCAAGCUGGAACAGGUGGCACGGCUGCUGCGCUCGCCUCCUGGGGUCCAGGGCCCCCCGGCAAUGCACGACGGGCUGCAGGCGGAGCUGGAGAAAGUCGGGGGGCACGUCCCCGCCCAAACCAACGGCACCGCAGAGGGAGGGGCCGGCCACGGAGAGGUGGAGCCCUGGGGUGGAGGCGAGGCGCUGGGGUGUCCCUGGAGGCCCUCUGAGAGGGAUGUGUGGGGAGCUUGGCGCCCGGGGGGCAGUGGGAAGGGGACAGGGGCCGGGCAGCCACCAGGGCGCUCCGGAUCCCCGCCCCGCAGCCUGACUCCUGACUUCCGCAGGCUGGCCCCCAGCGCCCCCGCGCCCGCCACGAGGACGACCUGGAGAGGCCGGGGAGCUGGCCCUGACACCCCCUCUAGGCCAGAAGGAACCCCCCCCCCCACCCCCGCGGGUCCCCACCUUCCUUCAAGGCCUGCCAAGAAAUAAAGGCGAUGAUCGCGGACCGUCCUCCACCUCCGGGGCUGAGUCUGUGCUCCAGGAGUGGUUGGAGGUGGGGGGCCGUCCCUAGCUCCUUGGGGAGAACAGGGGUUUGGGGGGAGAAGGAGUGUACUCGGGAGGUGGGAGGGGUCCCGGGCACCCUCAGUCUCCUGGCCAGCUCCCGCAGAAGCUCAAUAGAUGUUCCUGAGCCGCUCAGUGAAUGAGCAGGGGUUGAGGAGGUCACUAUGUCUCCACGGCCUCAUCUCAGGUUCCGGAACCGUCUGUUUUACCCGCAACAGCCGGGGAGAACAUGUUAAAAACUUACGCGAGGUCCUGACGGUCUCCUCGGGUUCAGAGUCAAAUCCCAGCCUCCCAGAGUCCCUGCAUUCCCCCAGACUCCUGCUGACGCCCUGGACCCCUGGGCCCUGUCCGCCUGCCUGGGCUCCCCUCGCACGUUCGGUUCUGGUCGCACAGCUGCGUUCCCAUCCUUUCCUAAGCACCGUGGCAUCCCAGGGCCUUUGCCCUACUGUGUUCUUAGGUGGGGUGCCCUUCUUCCCGUCUCCUCAGACCGCAAGUCUGUGAAGGAUGGCAGCUGCUCCAGGGGCUGGCUGGUGGAGGGGGUAGGGGGGGUGGGCGGGGGGGUGGGCGGGGUCCAGUUCCAGGUGUCGCCGCUUACCAAGCAUGUAUGGAUGAAACAAGGCCCUGGGUUGUAACUAGCGUGGUCAGGGAAGGUCUCACUGAGGAAGUGAGUGGUACCUGAGCAGGGAGGUGAGGGGGCAGGUGAGGCAGCGAGCACUGUGGGUGUCUGGAGAAGGUGCACCUGGCAGAGGGAGUGGGCGCUCAAAGGCUGUGAGGUGGGACUGAGCUUCCUUGUGUUGGAGGAGCUUCUGGAGGGGGCCAGUGUGGUGGAGCAGAGUGAGGUGAAGAGGGCAGGGAGAUAAUAGCGGAGAAUUGCUGGGGACCCAGUCCACUUGGGCCCUGUCUGUCUAGUCUGUGCAGUAUUCCAGGAACAGGACCUGGCACGCAGCAAACCCUCAGUAAAUGUCCGCUAUCACUUAUCAUGAUGAUGAUUCAUUUUUAUUCCCAAUCCAUCGGUGAGGGAAACUGAGGUGUGUGAGGCACUUAACAGGGGCUUGUAAUCUAAGUGUUUAAUAAAUGGUUCAUUUAAUUUAUUAUUAUUGUUGUUAUUCCCAGACUACAGAUGAGGAAGACCAAGUUGUGUGUAUGUCUUAGAACAGAGAUAUUCAUGCAGUAAAUACUCAGUGAAUGGUACCUAUCAUUCAUUCUUCUCAUUACUAGUCUUUUUAUUUCCAAUCUAGAGAUAAGGAAAGUUGAGGCAGUGAAUAUGUACAGUAAGCCCACAAUAAAUGUUGAGUCUCAGGCCAUUCUUGCUAUUAUCAUUCCAAGUCCACAGAUGAGGCCCAGGGAGCUUUAGUGCCUGUACCCAGCUCGCACCAGGCCCAGCUGACCACCGGCCUGGCUUCUGAUCCCCUGUUCCACUGCACUGCCUGCCUGCUUUAGGCCAGCCCCCAGGGAUCUUUACGGAACUUUAGUGUCUUCUUCAUCAUCCUCUCUGUGUCACACAAUGGGGACAGCCUGGAUAUUCUGCUGACUUACCAUUUUCCUCCUAGGAUUCAAAUCUUGGCUUCCCUGCUCACUGGCUGAGUGACCUCAGCAAAUUGCUUAAUGUCUCCAGAACCCAACUGCCAAAUUUGCAAGAUGGUGAUACCAACCGCGCAAAACUUAUAAGCCUAGCCAACUCCUCACUCCUCACAGAAACCUCCCUGAACCCCUCGAUAAGUUACACUGCCCCUCAUGUGGGUACGGUGUGGUGCGAGGAGGCGUCUGGAGCCCGGGAUUGUCUCUCCCAGACUGACCCCACCCACUCUGUCUCCCUGGGUUCUAGUAAAAGGCCUGAAAACACACUAAAAAUAGCGCCCCUUUCCGUGACCGCCUGUGUAUUUUUGGACGUGUGUGAAAUGCCACUGAAAUUUCUUGGAUCUGAAGGCUGAGGAUGAUUGUUGUUUCCCUGUGCUGAUAGGUUUUAUUCUUAACUAUUUUCCUUCUCCCAUCUAAAAUAAAUAUUGCUUUAUUCCAUAUUCCUGAAGUCCCCUAAAGGCUUACACUUUGGCUGGUUCUUCUUUGCUCCCACACGUCUCCUUGUGUCAUCUGCUUUUUAGGUAAGAGCAGUUGUCAAAUAUAUUCCCCAGAAAGGAAAGGAUCGAAUUGUGUUCUAGUCAGGGAACUUUUUUAGGCUUCUCGUCUUUAUUAUGUUGGGAUUGUGGGUUUGGAAGGGGAGAGAAAAAGGACAGGAGAAUGGUAUUGGGGAAUGUUGAACAGCAAUGUGAGAACUGCACUUUUAAAACACUGGGUCAUCGGUAAGAGCUGUGCCAUCCACUAUGACGGUAAAGGCCACAUGCGGCUACUGAGCACUUGCAGGUGGCUGGUCCAAAUUGAGAUGUGCCCGAAGUGCAAUAUACACACUGGACCUCAAAGUCUUGGAACAAGAAAAGACAUUUAAAUAUAUCAUUAAUGAUUUUUAUGUUGAUUAC